Molecule: messenger RNA, 1046 nt
Organism: Aspergillus candidus
Lineage: Eukaryota; Fungi; Ascomycota; Eurotiomycetes; Eurotiales; Aspergillaceae
Gene: sec53
Product: phosphomannomutase SEC53
Exons: 5
Coding region: 72-866 (264 amino acids)
Biological process (GO): protein N-linked glycosylation; mannose metabolic process; GDP-mannose biosynthetic process
Cellular component (GO): cytosol
Molecular function (GO): phosphomannomutase activity
Source: RefSeq, a predicted model, not a curated record
UGUACAUCGUCAAAUCUGAUAAUUCCUACCAUUGAAUUAUUCUACGCCCAUUGAGCACUACAUACGCCAUCAUGGCAGAUUAUCCGCCUCUGGAGGACCGUCCUCUGAAGAACACCAUCUGUCUCUUCGAUGUAGAUGGAACUCUAACGCCAGCAAGGCUGACUGUGGCCCCCGAGAUGCUCGACCUGCUCUCCCGACUGCGCCAGAAGUGCGCCAUCGGUUUCGUCGGUGGCUCAGACUUGGCCAAACAGCAGGAACAACUCGGGACAGCUUCAACCAAUGUCACCUCGAUGUUCGACUUCGCCUUCUCGGAGAACGGCCUAACCGCCUUUCGUUCGGGCAAGCCUCUCGCCAGUAACAGUUUCAUCAAAUGGAUUGGUGAAGAGAAGUAUCAGAAGCUGGUCAACUUUAUGCUGGCCUACCUUGCCAACAUAUCACUGCCGAAGAAGCGUGGUACUUUCAUCGAGUUCCGCAAUGGAAUGAUCAACGUUAGCCCUAUCGGCAGGAAUGCAAGCAACGAGGAGAGACGGGAGUUUGAACAGUAUGACAAGCAGCACAAUAUCCGACGGGAUUUCGUGGACGCGCUCAAGAAGGAGUUCGCCGACUUUAGUCUCACUUUCUCAAUCGGUGGCCAGAUCUCCUUUGACGUCUUCCCCACCGGCUGGGACAAGACCUACUGCUUGCAGCACAUUGAAGCCGAGAAGAACAUCUCCGGUAUCGAAUACAAAACCAUCCACUUCUUCGGCGACAAGUCCUUCCCCGGCGGCAAUGAUUGGGAGAUCUACAGCGAUCCCCGUACCGUAGGCCACGCCGUCAGCGGCCCUGAUGACACGAUGAAGCAGUUGAAGGAGCUGUUCCAGCUGUAAAUUGGGCUGUGGGGAUCAUAUUUGGCGUUUUGCGGGGUUGGGGUAAUGGGACACAAAAUUGGGAUAAUGGGACAUGUACAUUAAUAUUUGUUAUAACAAAAAAUUGACUCCAUGUAUUCUUCAGAACAAUACAGUAUCCCCGUCCAUGGCUUGUUGCCCCUUCAGCAAAAAUGGGUCGAG